CCUACUGCAUAAAUAUCUUUCCAUUUAUGCAGGUAGAAUGGGUCUAUACAUGAUAUUUUUUAUAGUUGUGAGAAUUGUAAACAGGCACAACCAAAAGGACCUACGGUAUAAUUGCAAAUAGAAGUGGCCUGACGUUUCAACCAGAGCAGUCUUUUCCCGGAGGCUAAUUUCAAAUUAAACACAAAUUAGAAACUGCCACAGCUGUUUUUCUACAGGAUAGAAAGCGGAAGAAGUUUUCCUACAGUUGAACGUGAUUCUCGAACCCAAUGGAUUCUUCGUUGCGGCUGAUGCUACUUGUUAUGGUACUUUCUGCAUGUUUGGGUGGACUUGACGGAUUUGAUUGCUAUUUGUGUGGUUAUGACAACUCUCUACCGGAUAACAUGCCUUCAUGCAAUGAUCCAUUUGAUGUCUCAGACCCAUCUAUCAGUGAAACAGCUAUGCAGUGUGAGGGCGUAUGCUCAAAAUCGUCAGUAAUUAAUGGAAACAUAACAGCAGUUUCCCGAGAAUGUCUGGAAGAUAUCAUACUUUCUGACUGCGACAAUGAAUGCAGUACAAACGAUGAGCUAGGCACCGUUUGUUACCACUGCUGUGACACGGAUCGCUGCAACAGCGCAGACUCAAUGACCUAUGACCUUCUGACGUCAUUCAUCGCAUUUGCAUUUUCUCUUUACUGGACAAUUUCAUAAAUUAUGAUCCACUAUAGAAAGGAGCUGUACAUUGUAUGUAGCGAUGAUUAUAACAAUAGUUUAUAUUUUUGUAUAUUUGUAAUUUUUUUAAACUCUACGCUGGUUCAUAGAAACAAGAUUUAGACCUAAUUAAAGGUUGUUUUUGGCAAACUCCAAUAUUGGGGUUUUGAAGAGAGUUAACAUCAUUUACA
This is a messenger RNA of Asterias rubens (European starfish), 877 nucleotides long. RefSeq lists its product as uncharacterized. NCBI's taxonomy places the organism in Eukaryota, Metazoa, Echinodermata, Asteroidea, Forcipulatida, Asteriidae. The transcript is spliced from 3 exons. The coding region runs from base 267 to 686 and encodes 139 amino acids. The record is from RefSeq and is a predicted model, not a curated record.